Molecule: messenger RNA, 831 nt
Organism: Owenia fusiformis
Lineage: Eukaryota; Metazoa; Annelida; Polychaeta; Sabellida; Oweniidae
Source: the annotation of a GenBank genome assembly
GAGAAGGAUAACUCAUGUUUUAUGCACAUUAUAUCAUUGAUUAAUUAGAUUAGGAUAUCAGAACUUGUAAAACAUUAAUACUAUUACUUGGAAUGAGAGUAAUCUGGAAAUAAGAUGUCUACAGCAGCCACUGGGACUUGGUUUUCUUCUGGGUACCAUGGUCACUUCAGGAGUAAGUCGAGAAAUGAUUUUGUGAAUGAAUACAGACAGAAAGCCAAACCCAAGCCACCUGGCAAGUUCACAGUCAGAGUAAAGAGUGGUCACAGAGAACACAAGUUUUCUAAACAUGACAAUCGACACUCAUUCUUACAAGAUGCACUCUACUUUGAGGAGGGACUUGGAAAGAAAAAGCUGAAAAACAAAACCUUUGGAUACAAACCUGACUUCAUCAUGUGGACCCCCCAAAGACAGGACUUCCAAAAUGCUGGUCCCUUAUUGUCCACAUACAGAAAGGACUUCCACACAAAGCAAGAGCCAAUGAAACAAGUAUAUGUAGAAUCGAGACCUAAGACUGCCUUCGGGGAAAAGAUGACGACCAGUUAUCGGUAUUCCCACUCCCAUAAUAAACCUGAUAGGGAAACGAUUAGUGCAAUGAACAAUGAAGGACUAUUACCAAUUGGAAUUAAGAAAAAUCAGGGUAGAAUUCAGUCUGCGACUGGUUACAGAGACAGUGUGUCAUCAUGUAUGACGUGGCACCCCCACAAUUCCACCACGCAGUCCAGCCUGCGUCCACAGGUGCCCUACUCCACACAGACAGCCCCAGCCCAGUUAGAAACUUUUGCCCCACCCCCACAAACACAAGUCCAGCCACAGCCAGCACUUGUAGAAUAG